Daphnia magna is the source of this 877-nucleotide messenger RNA. RefSeq lists its product as uncharacterized. Bases 45 to 713 code for a protein of 222 amino acids. The record is from RefSeq and is a predicted model, not a curated record. Lineage: Eukaryota; Metazoa; Arthropoda; Branchiopoda; Diplostraca; Daphniidae. The transcript is spliced from 2 exons.
UGAUUUCCAAACUCUUGCCCGUGCAGUCGAUUCUUUCUCCAAAUAUGUCCAGCAAAUCUAUUGUGCUUUUAUUUCUUUUCCAGUCUUCCGUAUUGGCUAAGAUCAAUCUUCACGGAGAACCGCUGUUUACCGGUGUGACAUCGUUUAGCUUUGACAUCUACACUUCAACAACGAUAAAACCGACACCCUGUUUCGUUACGGCCGGUGUUGUUACGCCUUGUCGCCGGAAGCGUGGAAUCAAUGAGAGGCCUCAUUUCGUCUAUUCAGAGAUGUCACCAUCGAGUGUAAUUGGGGUUGAGAUUACCACUGCUCCACAACUAUCGCCAGUCGACGUGAGCUCCAUCGUCAGUUCAAUUGACGAUUCCACUUCGCUGUUUCGACAAUUGAGAGGUCUUGGUAAUGUCAUUUCAGUUGGUGAUUGUGGCCGAUCGACCGUCAAUUUGAGCCAGUUUCUUUCGUGUUUGGGUUUAACUGUCCAAGAAACAGCAACGCUCACGGCCACCUAUACGUUAACUAAGACCUUCUCCACCGGGUAUAGAUCGAUGACUGUAUUAGGUUGCACUCCAUCUGCCUUCCCUUAUGUUAAAUGUCCUGUGACUAAUAGCACAAGUGACAGUACUGAUGAUGUUGUCGUGAUAUGGGAGACUGUGGAGAAUCCAGAAACUACUGAAGAUCCAACUACAGAUUAUCCACAAUAUUUCUUCAGAAGUUAGUUGACACAAGUGCAAUUGUUUGGGCUUUUCAUCUCGACGUAGCAUUGGAUUUUCAUUUUCUUAUUUAUCGUGUGGUUUGUUUGAAUUUAGCUUUACAUUCGAGGAUUCUAUUUAUUAUUUUCAAAUUUUGUUGGAUGCAGGAAAUCUAAUUGUUAUCUAACAAA